CCUCCCACUUCGAAAACAUCAGCACUUCAUCGCCCGAUUCUUCGUCUCCAGAAACACCACGAAUUCCCAGCGUCCUGCCACCGCCGCCAUCUGUCCACCACGAAACCACCCUCCCCAUAACACACAAUAAAUCAUUCACCAUGUUGGAAGCACGAUUGGAGCAGGCGUCCGUCCUGAAGAAGGUGGUCGACGCGAUCAAGGACCUGGUGCAGGACUGCAACUUCGAUUGCAACGACAGCGGCAUCGCGCUGCAGGCCAUGGACAACAGCCACGUCGCCCUCGUGUCCCUAAUGCUCAAGACGGAGACCUUCUCGCCAUUCCGCUGCGACCGCAACAUCGCGCUCGGGGUCAACCUCACGUCGCUCACCAAGGUGUUGCGCGCGGCGCAGAACGAGGACAUUCUGACGCUGAAAGCCGAGGACGCGCCCGACGUCCUGAACCUCAUCUUUGAGAGCUCGGAGAAUGACAGGAUCUCCGAGUAUGACCUCAAGCUCAUGGACAUUGACCAGGAGCACCUCGGCAUUCCCGAGACGGAAUACUCGGCGACUGUCAGCAUGCCGUCGUCCGAGUUCAAGCGCAUCACGACAGAUCUCAUGGCCAUGUCCGAGUCUGUUACGAUUGAGGCGAAUAAGGACGGGAUCAAGUUCUCGUCGCAGGGCGACAUCGGCAACGGGUCUGUUACGCUGCGGCAGCACACCAACGUGGACAAGCCGGCCGAGAGCAUCGAGAUUGAGCUCAACGAGCCCGUGGCCCUCACUUUCUCGCUCAAGUACCUUGUCAACUUCUGCAAGGCGUCCGGGCUUUCUACGACGGUCAAGAUCUGCCUGUCCAACGAGAUACCCCUGCUGGUCGAGUAUACCCUUGCGGGUAGCAGCUUUUUGCGCUUCUACCUCGCGCCAAAGAUUGGAGACGAGGAGUAGAAAGGGGGUCCAAGUACUCCAGCGAUGGCACACAACACAAAGAAUAUGGAAAGAAAGGAACUGGCUCCGCGCAGGGUAUGAAUGCCUUGCGCCAAUACUAUUGAUACUAUAACAAAACCGGGAAGCAAUGUUUCUUUCGGUUUUUUAGUAGACGAAUGACGGAACAGUGUCUUGUUAGAGAGUGCGGAUGCUGGCCUAGCACGACGGCGAUCAGGCAUCUAGCAUAUGGUAAUGAAGUCU
Lasiosphaeria miniovina is the source of this 1160-nucleotide messenger RNA. RefSeq names its product proliferating cell nuclear antigen, N-terminal domain-containing protein. Gene Ontology annotation, cellular component: PCNA complex. The transcript has 5 exons. The record is from RefSeq and is a predicted model, not a curated record. Gene Ontology annotation, biological process: mismatch repair; translesion synthesis; leading strand elongation. Gene Ontology annotation, molecular function: DNA polymerase processivity factor activity; DNA binding. Bases 141 to 920 code for a protein of 259 amino acids. NCBI's taxonomy places the organism in Eukaryota, Fungi, Ascomycota, Sordariomycetes, Sordariales, Lasiosphaeriaceae.